Messenger RNA from Volvox carteri f. nagariensis, 595 nucleotides. RefSeq lists its product as uncharacterized. The record is from RefSeq and is a predicted model, not a curated record. The coding region runs from base 182 to 595 and encodes 137 amino acids. The transcript is spliced from 2 exons. NCBI's taxonomy places the organism in Eukaryota, Viridiplantae, Chlorophyta, Chlorophyceae, Chlamydomonadales, Volvocaceae.
AUUAUCGCCCUCUUUCUCCUAGAGUGUUGAGUAUAAACUGCGUUGGGCUUUGGCACCACAACACAUGAAUACGUCUAUCUCUUCAGGGCCCACCGUCGCUAAGUAAUACCGAGCUGAGUUCCAAUCAUCGUGUAUAACUUCGCUAUAAAAUCCUCCUUAAACAGCCGCGUUUUUCGCAACUAUGUCCUACGUUCCGAAGAACGUGCGUGAUACCGCAGCAAAGAAUGAUCAUUAUGCCAAGCUGGAAAGAGAGCAGGCACAGGAGACACGCAAUUCCAUUAUUGCCCACUGGUCAGAGCGCGAUCGGCGGCGUGAGCCGGUGAACACGCUGCGUGGGGCCACCAUGACGCUCCAAGCGACGUCCAAGGAACGUGAGGCGGGCAUUAAGGCUGGACAGGCAACCGUGAAAGCUGCUCGCCAGGCCCGGCUAAAAGAGCUGUACGAGCGAGCACAUGAGUGCGGCUUUCAUACACCCAACCAUUCUAAUCCUGAUGGCGUCCCUCCUUUCCCCUCGUCUGAUACGUCACCAGAGGCUCUGAUGUAUGAGAGAGAACUCAACGAGCGAGGUCUCAGCCUCGUGAAGCCUCGAGAUUGA